Molecule: messenger RNA, 540 nt
Organism: Aspergillus heteromorphus CBS 117.55
Lineage: Eukaryota; Fungi; Ascomycota; Eurotiomycetes; Eurotiales; Aspergillaceae
Exons: 2
Coding region: 88-540 (150 amino acids)
Source: RefSeq, a predicted model, not a curated record
CCAAAAUACACGCUGUCGCCGAUGACGGGCCAGCGCGUGCAGGAGAGAGCAACUGGGGCGGUAACGGCAGCAAGAGUCUGCAUCUAGAUGUCCGUGCGGAACAGCCUGAAGAACCUGCGUACGGAUUAUAUCGACAUCCUGUACGUCCAUGCGUGGGACUACAGCACAGCACCCAGAUCCCGGAGUUCAUGCAAGUCCCUUAACCAUCUGGUCGCGCAGGGGGAAGGUCCUGUAUCUGGGUAUCAGCGACACGCCGGCGUGGGUGGUCACCACAAGGCCAAUACAAUACGCUCCAUCCGCUCCCCCACCACCCCACCAACCGAAACCGAAACCGACUCCGUCCGCACCUCCCCCCUCACGCUCCUCGGCCACGAAGCGCAAGUCUCCGCGGUCCUCGACGUCGUCGCCCUGGCCUACGCCAUGCAAAAGACCCCGUACUUCUUCCCCGUGGUCGGGGGGGGGCGCAAGGUCGAGCAUCUCCGGGCUAAUGUGGAGGCUCUCAGUCUGGAACUCACCCCCCCCCCCCCCGGGAGGAUGUGA